Molecule: messenger RNA, 1106 nt
Organism: Salvia hispanica
Lineage: Eukaryota; Viridiplantae; Streptophyta; Magnoliopsida; Lamiales; Lamiaceae
Source: RefSeq, a predicted model, not a curated record
UGUGUGUGUGUGUGUGUGGGGGGGGAAUGAAAAGGGUGGCUUUACCUUGAAAUUUUGCUAUUUCCUAGUUAUGGAAGCAGUCAACCUUGCAGAAAUCAAUUGGAAAGUUCAUAUACAAAAGGGUCAAUUUGUGUAUUGGUAGAAUCAUGGAAUGAAAAGGAUGGCUUUACUUUGAAAUUUUGUCACUAUUUGCUAGAUAUGGAAGCAAUCAACUUUGCAGGAAUUUGGAUAGAGUUUAUACAUUAAAUUUUAUAGUUUUACAUGAAAAAGAAUGAGCUUGAUGAAUUCAAUUUGUGUGUGUGUGUGUGAGAGAGAGAGAGUCUCAGUGUAGUGAUGGUAUUGGUAGGAUCAUGGAAUGAAAAGGAUGACUUUACCUUGAAAUUUUGUUAUUUGGUAGCUAUGGAAGAAAUCAGCUUUGCAGGAUUGUGUCUUGUGUUAUUAACCUUUUACAGCACAUGCUGCUGCUGCUGAAACUAAUCAGCCGGAAUGGUGGGAAAAGAAUGCUGGCCCGAAUAUGAUUGACAUUAAAUCAACACAGGAAUUUGUAGACGCGCUGAGUCAGGCUGGAGAUAGAUUGGUCAUAGUUGAAUUCUUUGGUGCGUGGUGUGCUUCUUGUCGAGCUCUAUUUCCCAAAAUCUGCAGGUUUGCCGAGCAACACCCAGAAAUCAUUUUCCUAAAGGUGAACUUUGAUGAGAACAAGCCCUUAUGCAAAAGCCUAAACAUAAAGGUUCUUCCGUAUUUCCACUUCUACAAGGGAGCUGAUGGCUUGGUCGACUCGUUCUCAUGCUCCCUUGCCAAGCUCCAGAAACUGAAGGAUGCCAUCGCGACUCAUAACAAAGCUCGACAUAGCAAUAGCACCCCGGAUUCUAAUGGUGGCGUUGGUGAUAGCGUGGAUGUAUCUGCAUCUCGCGAUGACAUGCAAUCGUGACCCGAAUUCGAGUUUAUAGCUUUCUAAUUUUUCCAAUCUGUGCAAGUUUGUACAUAGCUCUUUGUAAAAGUAACUGAAUAUAUGCUUUGGUCAUCCAAAUUUCCAGUCUCUUUGGCUAUAAUCUGAUUGCUUCUUGUUUUCCUUAGUAAAUGACUUAAUAUAGACCUCAUUAUUUUCA